Molecule: messenger RNA, 4335 nt
Organism: Anguilla rostrata (American eel)
Lineage: Eukaryota; Metazoa; Chordata; Actinopteri; Anguilliformes; Anguillidae
Product: Krueppel-like factor 9
Exons: 2
Coding region: 422-1144 (240 amino acids)
Biological process (GO): regulation of transcription by RNA polymerase II
Molecular function (GO): RNA polymerase II cis-regulatory region sequence-specific DNA binding; DNA-binding transcription factor activity, RNA polymerase II-specific
Source: RefSeq, a predicted model, not a curated record
GACCAGCAAGGAAUCUUGGCCGCACGACAGAACCAGGAGAGAAAAUCUUGUUUCCUCCUAUUCUAUUCCUGUAAAAUCCUUCCUCUUCGCCGCCUGCGAUUCACGUCAGCCGGCGUCACUGCGUGAUUCCCUACACACUGGCGUGAACCGCACCGGCUUGCUCUCAGACACAAUGAAGCGAACUGAGUGUAACACGCGCGCUGGGGCUACACAUGGAUGGGUCCGCGUGUAUCUUUAACUUAUUUUGCUCAGUUUUCUUUCAGUUCGUAUUUUGAAAGUCGUCACGUUCUGUCGUCGAAAGUGCCGAAUACAAAGCUGCGUAAUUCGGUAGAUAUAACUGGACACCACAAGCCUGAUCGGAGACCACGGAAGAAUUUCCACCCAUCCCGUGGCGCCACAAGCAAGUGUACAGAAAAAAAGCAUGUCAAUGACUGCGUAUUCGGACUACUUCGCCGCUCAGUGCCUGGUGUCUAUAUCCAGUGGGCCGGUCCUGCAUCGUCCUACCCCGGUUACCUCUGCUGCCCUGGGCCCCCCUCAGGCUCGUCCUUCAGGGGAUCCAGAGGGGUCGAAUGAGGACAGGGAAGUACGGGACAUGCUGAAAGGUGGAACCAACAUAAUGAAGGUUGCCGGAAUUCUCACGGAUCUUCACGGCAAAUUCCGACCUAUGUCGGCGUACUCCGAAAGUAGCAAUUCCUCGAUCGGAGACGUGGACAGUUUCUCUCACGGGGAAAGCGGGUACACCACGCUGUCCGACUCAACAAACCCGACCCCCACCAUGACUCCCUCUUCCACGCCGACGCCCGGACAGCACAAUCCGCCGAAAACAUUCCAGGGAGGGCCACCACGAUCGCCAAUGAAGCGGCACUACUGUACUUUCGACGGCUGUGACCGGGUCUAUGGAAAAUCAUCUCACCUCAAGGCGCAUAUCAGAACUCACACAGGCGAGCGGCCCUUCCCCUGCACCUGGCCGGACUGCGAGAAGAAGUUCGCCCGCUCGGACGAGCUGGCGCGCCACACGCGGACGCACACGGGCGAGAAGCGCUUCCCGUGCCCGCUCUGCGACAAGCGCUUCAUGCGCAGCGACCACCUGGUCAAGCACGCCCGCCGGCACCCCAAUUACCACCCCUCCAUGAUCGGCCGCUAGGGUCCCGGGGGUGGAGGAUCGGCCGCCCCCCACCCCUUAUCAACCCCCUCCCCCCCCUAACCCCCCCCCCCCCCCCACCACCCUCAGAACGCCGGAAGUCUCAGCCUGCAUUGCCGGUCCCAGGAUGGGUAGUUCCAGCCCGAAAAAGACAGUUAAUUCCCAAAUGAAGACAACGCAAGAGAGGCGUGUUUGCUCAGAAUUCAGUUUUCUGUUUCAGAACAAACAGAAGUGCAGCCCAGACUCCUCACUUCUCACUGCGCUCACAAUGGUACUGAGGAGAGAUGCACGUUUAUCCACUCCUUGAGUAAAUAUGGGUCAGUUUUUUUUUUUUUACGGGUUAAUGUACUGAUAAAUCCCUUGGCCUGCGUCUCCCGCUAACACAAAAUGUCCUAAACAAGCGUUGCUGCGAUGCAUUGGUCAUGGAAUGACGUUGAAGAACACGUUGCGGUAACGGUGUGAGAACAUUUUGUGUUGGCUGGCUUCCUGUCCCGUUAGAGGCCUGAGCGCUGAGAAUUGCAGCUGCCACAGCUGUGAGGGCUUCCCGCAUGUGCAGGCCAGAUUUUUUUGGCGACGGGGAGGCCAGCGAGAUCUCCGAGUCAGGGUGCAGGGAACGGGACGGUCUCGUCUUUCACUUCUCCGGCCCCCUUCCAGAUGUUCGUAGCCGCGGACACCAGACCAGGGCGGGACCCCUGAAGUACCCUUUAACACUUUAGACGUCAGCAAAGUGGGAAAGCGCUCCUUCGUUAGAUCCGUUAGAAUUUUUUGGCGGAGCGCUUCACCAGACCAAAACUUGCAAAUACAACAAGAAUUAAGAAUCUUCGUUCUGAAUACUGGUGAUAAUGGCUGUUUCUUUUAGACAAAUCAUGUAAUCUGCGGGAAAUGUACCGGCAUCUAAAGGCUUGUAGUACUUUUGAGUAAUUUUUUGGCCUCGUUCUGCUGGGCACACAGCUUAUUGCAGAUGCUGCAGAUAUCAUAGCUGUUCUGUUUUUUAAGGAGUUUUUCUAAGUGUAGUGCUAUUACCGUGGUUAUGGCAUUUAGCUGCUGCUGCUUUUUUUUUUAUUAGUAUAUUUUGUGUAAGAGUCAAAGACACCUUAGAUGUGGAAAGUUUUAAGGACUGACAAGGUGUUUCACUGGCACAACAGUUGGCACAGCCUGCUUACAGUGCAUCGUCUCAGUUCUGAAACCUCUGCAUUAGAGAUGGCUCUGUAAGUGCUUUUUAUUUUUUAGCGACUUGUCACUUUGUUAUAGUCCGUAUACAUGAGGAGUGAUUGCUUAGUUAGUUUAAAGCUGCUUUUCUGUGUGUGUGUGGGGGGGGGAGGAGGGGGAGGGGGAGGGGGAGGGGGUAGGGAUGGUUCGGGGGAAAUAUUAUCUCUGGAAAAUUUGCAACUGCCUUUUACCGGCUGUCCAAACUCAGGAUGGUUGCCUUUGUAUAAGUGAACUCAACAGAACCUCUGGAAGCCUUAAGAUGAAUCAUAAUCGUUUGCACCAUCAGUUUGAUAGACAUUGUGUACUGGCAAGUGCCAAAAGGCACGUUAAAGUUGUGUACGUGCAAUAUAGCACUUUUCUUAUAGGUGUGUUGAUUCCCAUAUAGCUGCUAGUCUUUUAUCCUACACUUCUUUUUUUUUAAAUUCCGGAACAUGCUUCUGCAGUGUGUGUUUUGCCUCAAUGUGAACAUUCACAUAUACAUGCACACACUGCAUAUAUUAUACCUAUUAGCCAGUCAGUAGACAUUUUGCACCGUGGUAGUUUUUAGUGCUCGAGGACGUGAAAUGAAGGGUAGAAUUGAAAAGAAUCUACAGUUUUACUAUUUUUCUACUUUUACUGGCACUAGUCAUCUUGCAGGGCGGGGACAGGUGUGGAGGUGGCGGGAAGGGGUCGUCACAAGCUUUGCAAGGAAAACACAUUCCAACAGUUCGUAUAUUGUGCCACUAGGGGGCGACAUAUUUUUGAUUGCGUAUGGAUAUGGAAUGCAUUCAAUGAAACAAACUAAAAGAUUGAACAACUGGAUUGUUACAUGCUUGUCCUUUGUGUAAAAUAUGGCAAUCAUAUUAGCUUAGUUUAGGAGAAAAAGAAAAACUUCCAGUAGCACAGAAAUGUUAGUUCUAAUACAGAACUCUGAUUGAAAAAGAUUUUAAAACUGCAAAUUAGUCCAAAUUACCUACAUCAUACGUCUUUUUCCUUUUCUCUUCUUAGAACUCACACUGCCCUGUCGAGAGGCUGAGUCAGGGAUAGAUCUGUCAGGUAGAAGAAAAAAAAUUAAUCGCACCAUUCAUACACAGAACCUAUAUUUUGAGAGCUAUGACUGCUCCUGAUUUUUCCCUGAUUAGUGAGGAAAUAGUUUUUUUUUCUUUUUUUUCAGGCCAUAAAUGUCUGAGGCUGGUAGUAUGUGGCUUAACUGGUGGCCAUUCUCUCCUCUCCACUGUCUGUGGUCAGAGACCUCAGUAGCUUUUCAUGUGUUCCUAAGUCCAGUGCUUAUGCUCAAGGGUCUGGAUAUAAGUAUUUCCUAAUCAAUCGACUAAAUUAUCAAACGUUAUUCAACUAAAAUUGCAUUCCCUUUCUUUAAUGUGUAAAAUAUAAUUUCUGGCAUAUGCUUAAUUUCAUUGAAUAUUUCACACCAAUUUCAGGUCACACUCAUAUUGUGCUUCUUCUGUCAUGAAUCCCAUGGUUCACCCUGUUAUUUGUAUUAAUGUGCUUUUCAUUCAGCCCGGGAUGCAGACAGUACUGUAACCCUGGGAACUGCGUUAGAGUUAUAUAUAUCUUAUUUACCAUCAACACAGAGUUUUGCAGAGACGUUUGUAUAUACUGGAAAAUUAAUUGUGUUGGGUAUCAGUUACUCUGAUAGCUGGCUCAUGCAGGGAUGAUAUUUAUGCACCGUCUGAUAUUAGCCUCAGUGUUAGUUUUUUACACAACCUCAUGAAUCCCAGUCCGACAGCUCCGCACCAGCCUCACGUUAUCCGAACAGCUGUCCAGCAGUACCUGAUCUACACUGAUUAAACGAACGUGCGGUUCUGUGAGAUUUGCAAAUUCUGGAUUUUUAAACUUUUUUUUUUAUUUACCGUGGUUGUUGUAUACUGAAGGGUUGUUAAGGCUUUCAUUUAUGCACCAUUGGAAGUGUCUUCUCUCAGGUUCAUAAAAUGUGUAAAAUAAUUUUGCUUCCUGGACAGCUCCUCUGUGUGAGCGUGUUUUUUUUU